AUGUCUGAAACCAAAAUCCAACCCAUCCCACCCCAGGAAGAAGGUCACUUCAAUGCAGCACCAAGCCUAAACCCACCGCCAACACCAGCAACAAAAGACUACAAAUUAAACCACCUAGCUCUACGCAUCCAGGACCCAGCCCGCUCACUCCAUUUCUACAUGGACCUGCUAGGCAUGCGAAUAAUCUUCACUAUGAACGCGGGGCCUUUUACGAUCUAUUACCUCGGACACCCGCCGGCAGAGGCAAAGACCGAAGAGGAUAUAAGCGCGUGGGCGAAGAGUACAAGUGAAAUCCCCGUUAUGACUAGGACGAGCGGACUACUGGAGUUGUAUCAUGUGCAUGGGACGGAGAAUGUGGAUGGUUCUGUUUCUACGGGGAAUACACCCCCGCAUCUUGGAUUCACGCAUCUAGGGUUUACGGUUCCUGAUGUGGUGGCUACUGUGCAGAGACUGCGGGAUGGUGGGGUUACGAUUCUUAAGGAUGUGGGUGUUUGUUCGAGGGAGACUGUGCCUCUUUCUGAGUGGGAGGAGGAGAGGGGGAUUGGACGUGGUGCGAUUCAUGGGAAUUAUGCGUGGUUUUUUGAGAAAUUUGCUAUGGUUUCUGAUCCGGAUGGAUAUACGGUUGAGUUGAUUCCUCAGAGCAUAUGA
Messenger RNA from Penicillium griseofulvum, 648 nucleotides. RefSeq names its product putative lactoylglutathione lyase (Glo1). Bases 1 to 648 code for a protein of 215 amino acids. The transcript is spliced from 2 exons. The record is from RefSeq and is a predicted model, not a curated record. NCBI's taxonomy places the organism in Eukaryota, Fungi, Ascomycota, Eurotiomycetes, Eurotiales, Aspergillaceae.